AUGGCCCGGGCGUCCCGCUCGGAUGGCCUGCCUCCGCUCGCUCCGGGGCCGCAGCCGUGGGCGCUGGUGAGGGCCGCGGGGGAGGAGCCCUGGGAGCGAAGGCGAGCGGGCGCCACCGGCGGGGAUGUCCGUGGCGAGCCGGGGCUGCCGGCCGCCGGGAGCAUCCCCUACUUGGACCCGCGGCCCGGCGGAGCUGCAAGAGGGCAGCCGUGGUGGGCGGCGCCGACGGACAAGGCAGGGCCGCCCCAUGAGGCUGGCGCCGCAGACCCGAGGCGAGAGGCUGCCGCCGCCGGGCCGGUACCUCCCGCGCUGCAGCGGCUCCAGGCUGCGCUGCUGCGGCUGCACCGCGAGCGGGCGCGGCUCCUGCAAGUGCGGGACUGCGCCCGCCACCUCCAGGCGGCCGUGCGCCUCCUGAGGAUGCUGCACCCCGGCGCGCCGUGCCCGGGCUCGCACCCCUGGCCUCAGCUCUGCCGCGACCUGCUGCUGCCGCCGCUUCCCCGGAAGGCAGUCCUGGCAGCCGGCCUCAGAGAGACUCCCGAGCCGCUGCUUCUGGCGCGCCCCGUCGGACUGGCUGCCCAGCGCCUGGAUGCGGUCAUCGAGGCGCAGCUUCGCGCUCUGGGCCGGGCGCCCGCCAGCCCCGUGCUGUCGUCAAACCUGGCUGACCUGCUGCAGGCGCUGCCCACCUACCAUCAGCUGCAGGGAAAAGCCUCAGCCCACGUCCCAGGGGCGGCGCGCCCUUUCCCCCCGGGCCGAGUGCUUGGCCUCCUGGCGGAAGAGCGGGGUUACCUGGUGGCCCAUCGACUGCAUGAGGCGCUCAGUGGAUCGGGCCUGUGGGACCAGCUCCGCACAUGGUGGAGUGAGGAGCGGGAGCUGCUGCUGGGUCUCCUGGGCCUGAUUGGGGGCGUGGCAGGUUCAGCCAGCAGCGGCCUGGGGCCAGGUGGGGCUGGAGCCCUGUGGAGUCAGUACUGGGCCCUACUAUGGGCAGCCUGUGCUCAGAGUCUGGACCUAAGCCUAGGACCCUGGAGAGACCCCAGAGCAGAGGCACCACAGCCGAGUCAGGCGUCCCUGCCUCAGGAGUGUGAGAAGGAGCUGGCUUCGUUGUGUCACGGCCUGCUUCAUCAGUCUCUGAUCCGGAGCUGGGACCGAGUGUUCUGCCAAGCCUUGGGGUCUGCUGGUGACCAGAGCAGCCUUUCCUCAUCCUCUCACACCACUGAACUUCUGCAACGGCUCUUCCCUCCUCUCUUGGAUGCCCUUCGAGAGCCCAAGUCAGGGCUGCUGCUCUGUCAGCCUCCAGGCCCUGCUCCCCUUGCCCUGGGGCUCUGCACCUUGCAGGCCAUCUUGCUCUGGUUUUGGGGCAGAGCUCAGCAGCAUCUGGCAGCAUGGGCCCCGGGUUCCUUCCUGCUCCUGAUCCAGAAGGACUUGCGGCCUCUGUUACAUCAGGCAGAAGUUCUCUCCAGCCUGGUCUCAGAGGAAAGCCUGGCCCUGGAGGUGGAGCAGCAGCUGGGCCUGGAAAUCCGGAAGCUGGCGAUACAGAUCCAGCUCCUGCCUGAAGAGUCACUGAGUCUCUUUUUUCAAGAAUGCUAUAAACAAGCUACACAGGGCUUCGAACUUCACAUGCCUCGGGGUCGAUACUGGCGGCGGCGCCUUUGUUCUGAACUUCCCAGCAUUCCUAGUGAGUAUGCUAGGUUUGUGGUCCGCACUGUACUGGAGCCUGUAUUGCAAGGAUUGCAGGGUUUGCUACCUCCAGCCCAGGCCCCUGCUCUUGUCCAGGCAUUGACAGCCAUCCUGAGUGCCUGGCUGGACCACAUCCUCACCCAUGGGAUCCGGUUCAGCCUGCAGGGGACACUGCAGCUUAGACAAGAUUUUGGAGUGGUCCGAGAGCUGUUGGAAGAAGAGCAGUGGGGCCUGUCCCCUGAACUUCGCCAGAAUCUGUUUACGCUCAGCAUCUUCCAACAGCUGGAUGGGGCCCUGCUGUGUCUACUGCAGCAGCCCCUGCCCAAGACUCAAGUCCACAGAAGGCCUCCCUGUUGCUGUGCGUGUAAGGAGGUCCAAACCUUGGAAUUGCCCAGCAGCAGCCUCAACAGCCUGGAGAGCUUGGAGCCCCCUCUUCGGCCUGGAGCACCCCCAGCACAGACAGCUCAGCUGCUGAGCAUGCUGUGGGGUGGGGGACCUAGCCCCGAGGCUUACCUGGUGGGAAAUCAGCAAGCCUGGCUUGCCCUAAGGCAGCACCAGCGCCGCCCCUGGUGGCAACUGCCUUUUCUCUCCUGCCUGGAGACCAGUCCUGAGCCCUAA
Pipistrellus nathusii (Nathusius's pipistrelle) is the source of this 2292-nucleotide messenger RNA. Lineage: Eukaryota; Metazoa; Chordata; Mammalia; Chiroptera; Vespertilionidae. The record is from the annotation of a GenBank genome assembly.